AUGAGAAGGUUAAUCUCUUCUUCAGCGCAAGAGAUUGUAGGAAACCAUGACUUACUCACUCAAAUUCUUAUUCGCCUGCCUCAUAGAGAUCUCAUAACCUUUAAACUUGUCUCCAAGCAGUGGCGCUAUCUCAUCUCCGCCCUCGACUUCCGCCGCUGCCAUGCCACCGUAAAAAGAAGAGUCUCCGGUUUGUUCCUAUAUCACUUCACCAAUCCUAUAAAUUACGGAUUCAAAUUCUUCUCCUUCGACACCUCAUCUUCAUCUUCCUGCCUCCCCGAAAUCUCCGAUAUACAUUCUUGGCAGAUAUUACAAUCUUGUAAUGGCUUGAUGCUUGUUCGCAAAUCGAAAGACAUGUUUAUCUAUAAUCCUACCACUGGAGACAGAAAAAUCUUGCCCUCACCCUUUCCAUCGUUUCAUGAAACACGUUUCGCGCAUUACUCUUUGGCUUUUGAUCCCUUGCGAUUUUUUGGUUAUAAGUUGAUCUACAUUCUCCAUGGCGGAUAUUCAAAGGAAGACUGCUACCAAAUCAUGAUUUAUUCUUCGGAAUCCGGAGUCUGGAAUCUGUGCGGAUUUUCCUUCUGGACUCCCUUGGAGAUGAUGGAUUUUGAACAUGGAACCUAUUUCAAAGAUUCAGUUUAUUGGAUUGGCAACAGAAGUAAAAUGAUGCUGCGUUUUGAUCUGAAGGAAGAGUGCGUGAAGGAUGACAUGCCUCCCUUGCCGGCAGAGCCUCAUCAUUAUUAUGAAUACUGUCUUGCUUCUGCAUGCGGUUAUAUGAAUUUGGUUGGAUUUGGUGACUCUGAGUUGUGUGUAAGCGUCUUCCGAUUCAAGGAAGAUUACUCAUCAAGGUGGGUACUCAUGCACAAUGUUGAACUUCAAUUUACACCUUUAGUUAUUCGUGAAAACGGAAGUAUACGGCGCGCAUACAGUAUAAUCUAUCUUAUUGAAGAUGAUGAAGAUGAAAUGGCUUUGUUGGUGCAGACACAGGACAAAGUUAGUGCUCUGCGGUUAAAAGAUAAUACCUAUCACCAUAUGUUUGACUUACCAAAAGUAAGAUCAACAUAUUUGCAUUAUUCUUUCCCACGGAGAGUUAUGGGGUGGUACAGAGCCUUUGAGUACAUUGAGAGCUUAGCUUGUGUUUAG
Molecule: messenger RNA, 1140 nt
Organism: Arachis stenosperma
Lineage: Eukaryota; Viridiplantae; Streptophyta; Magnoliopsida; Fabales; Fabaceae
Product: F-box/kelch-repeat protein At3g06240-like
Exons: 1
Coding region: 1-1140 (379 amino acids)
Molecular function (GO): protein binding
Source: RefSeq, a predicted model, not a curated record